CUCCAAUCAACCCACAAACAACAAACCCUAACCUGCAACACAAACAAACUCACCAUCUUCUUCUUCUUCUUUCUACAAACCCUAAUUCCAUAUUCUUCCACCAAUUGCAAUUACAAAACUAACGGACACAUAGAAAUCUCUAUGAUAAUUGUCAAACUCAAGCUAUAAGAUAUAUGCUGCCAAUGUCAGUCGAUGCGCAUAAGAAAUCCAAUGGAAAUGGAAACGGAGUCGUAUUACCGACGCACAGGCUGAGGUUGAACCCUAGCACCGAUCACAAGCCGGACAGCUAUGAAGAUCUUCAAUCAGACUUCAGUCCUCUCCUCUUCAGCUCGCUGGAGCGGUACUUGCCUCCUUCCAUGCUCAAUUUGUCACGCGACGCUAAAAUCCAGUUCCUGAAGGACAUUCUCGUUCGCUAUUCACCUGAGGGUGAACGUGCUCGUGUACUAAAACAUAAAGAAUACAGGCAGAAGAUUAUAUCAAACUAUCAGCCUCUACAUAGGGAGUUGUAUUCAAUGCAUGCUGAAAACUUCUUUGUGCCCUCAUUUCUCAAAGCAGUCAACGAAAAUACAGAACAGAGUUUUAGAAAUAUAUUGGCUGAACCCAGACCAGGAAUAUAUGUAUUUGAAAUGCUUCAGCCACAUUUCUGCGAAAUGUUGAUGUCUGAGGUAGAAAACUUUGAAAGAUGGGUUCAUGACACAAAAUUCAGAAUAAUGCGCCCAAACACAAUGAACAAGUAUGGUGCUGUUCUUGAUGACUUUGGCCUACAAACAAUGCUUCAGAAGUUGAUGGAUGAAUAUAUACGCCCAAUGUCUAGAAUUUUCUUCCCUGAGGUUGGCGGAUCAACUCUAGAUUCACAUCAUGGUUUUGUUGUUGAAUAUGGAGUAGAUAGAGAUGUUGAGCUUGGUUUCCAUGUGGAUGACUCAGAAGUCACCUUGAAUGUUUGCUUGGGUAAGCAAUUUUAUGGUGGAGAAUUGUUCUUUCGUGGUGUACGGUGUGAUAAACAUGUGAAUACUGAAACCCAACCUGAGGAAAUUUUUGAUUAUGUCCAUGUCCCCGGGCGGGCUGUAUUUCAUCGUGGUCGCCAUCGGCAUGGUGCUAGAGCUACAACUUCUGGGCAUCGGUGCAACUUAAUUUUGUGGUGCAGAAGUUCAGUCUUCCGCGAGCUGAAAAAAUAUCAGAAGGAUUUUUCGAACUGGUGCGGAGAGUGCUUGCAUGAGAAAAAAGACAGGCAGCGCCUGUCAAUUACUGCAACUAAACUGGAAUUGCUAAAAAGGGAUGGAAUAUCUGCAUCUUGAUUUGUUUCCACCAGAAGCUUUGGGUAACUGCAAUAUAAGGAGAAUUCUCAUCCUCAUCCACACAGGCAAUGUUAAUUUGUAAUACAUUUUUCCUGGGCUUUGAGUGGAAAUAUAUCUCUAGGGUGCUCGGUGUAGAUCUGUCAAUAUUUGUGCAUCACUUCAUUUGUUUGUAUAUGCACCUCUUUCAAGUGCAAUGUUCUAUAUGUAGUCCAACUUGAUGAGGAUGAGAAUGUAAUUUUAGCUAUAAUGUAAUUUUAGCUAAUGGUUAAUAUAGGCUCUGUUUGACAAGAGUGUUUGGAGUAGUGUUUAGUGUUUUGAGUGAGUUAAAACAUUAUUUUAAUUAAUUAUUGUGUUUGAUAAUGUCACACUUAUCCUAAGAUUUAGAGUUUAGAGUUUGA
Molecule: messenger RNA, 1693 nt
Organism: Jatropha curcas
Lineage: Eukaryota; Viridiplantae; Streptophyta; Magnoliopsida; Malpighiales; Euphorbiaceae
Product: 2-oxoglutarate and iron-dependent oxygenase domain-containing protein CP2
Molecular function (GO): L-ascorbic acid binding; iron ion binding; oxidoreductase activity, acting on paired donors, with incorporation or reduction of molecular oxygen
Source: RefSeq, a predicted model, not a curated record